Molecule: messenger RNA, 1550 nt
Organism: Lates calcarifer (barramundi perch)
Lineage: Eukaryota; Metazoa; Chordata; Actinopteri; Centropomidae
Gene: dnajc22
Product: DnaJ (Hsp40) homolog, subfamily C, member 22
Exons: 4
Coding region: 194-1213 (339 amino acids)
Biological process (GO): endocytosis
Cellular component (GO): plasma membrane; early endosome
Source: RefSeq, a predicted model, not a curated record
GGCACAUCGUGUGUUGACGCCACAGCGUAAUUUCAUUGUCAUGAUCCAAAGUCCAACUGUUGCAACAACAUGCAGCAACUUCAACUAUGGAAAGGACUGGAAAGGAAUUAUCGGGAUAAGGAUUUGAAACUAUGGGCUCAGUACUCAUGACUGAUACUCACCUGAACAGAGACUGAUCUACUGUGGCCACAGGAUGGCAAAAAGUGUAAUGCUGGCCUAUGCCCUGUGGGCAGUAGGUGGACCUUUGGGCCUUCACCAUUUAUAUUUAGGAAGAGACAGCCAUGCUCUGUUAUGGAUGCUAACCCUGGGAGGGUUUGGGUUUGGCUGGGCCAGAGAGGUCAUACGUAUCCCUGCUUAUGUUGGUGAGGCCAAUCAAGAUGCAGAGCGAGAGAGAAAGAGACGGCUCGCCAUGGUCCCUCCGCCCGUAAGCCCCGUCAGAUUUGCUGGUCAGGUGUGUGUUGGGAUCUACUUUGGCACUGUAGCUCUGAUAGGACUGAACUCCCUCAGUUUCUUCUACUUGAUCGUUCUGCCUUUAUGUGUGGGUGCCGGGGUACAUCUGGUGUCCAGUGUUGGCCAACAGACAUCUGACCUCCAAAAAACUUUGACUGCCUGUCUCAUAACCUCCCCAGUGUUCUAUGGCAGCACCUUGUCACCUCUCCCUAUUAGCCUGGCAGCCAGUGUCACUGCUGCACAGCACCGCAGGUUUAAAACCCCACAGACGCCUCAGAGCACCGAGGAACUGGGUCCACGGCUUUACAGACUUGGACUAGCUUGGCUGGCCUUCUCUGCUCCGCUGGGUUACUGUAUUUUCCAUAACACCACAGCCACGCUGUACUAUCUGUCUGACUGUGUAGCAGCACUGCUGGAUAUUUUCUGGUUUCUGCCUUGGCUCAGAAAUGUGUUGGAGUACAUUCUUUUAAUGCCAUACCGGAUCCUGUGUGUUCUUACUGGAGGGGGGUACUAUGAAGAGGCUUGGAGGAAGGUGCUGGAAACACUGCUCAAAGAGCACAGUGAGAGAGAGAAAGAGGCACUGCAGAUAUUGUCACUGGAAGCGGAGGCCUCUCUUGAGGAAAUAACUCGCAGCUACAGGGAGCUGGCCAAGACCUGGCAUCCAGACCACAACCCCAGGAAAGAUGCUGAGGCAAUGUUUGUGAAGAUCCAAGAGGCUUAUGAGGUCCUUCUACGGCGGCACAAACCCCAUCGAUUCAAAUAGCUGCCCCUUAAUCCAUCGCUGACUGGCCUGAAUAGGUGCAAGGGCAAAGGGAUGUGAGACUCUUUAAUCCUCAUCAUUUUCUAUUGUUCAUGGAGCAUAAAUCCAUAAAUAAAGAGCAUGCACAGGGACUUGCAGUGUGUGGACAUUACCACCUGAUAGAAACAUACUUCCACGUAAGAGUAAGACAGCGUUUUAGCAGCUGUCUGAUUGGUUACUUGGCAGAGUUUGCUGCCACCUUGUGGCACCACAGAUGUAUUAUCACCAUAAACUAUUUCAUCAAAACAAUUUUACUUAUAUUUUAAUGUCUGCUUGCUUGCUAUUAAAAGCUGAACUAACA